CACACGAGUGUGUAAUCACAUACAGCCUUUCACGGUUAGUUACAGACGAACGCCAAUUUUGUUUCAUUUCCGAUCGCGAGUUGGGAUAGUGGACGCUCAUUGCAUCUGCAACUCGGAGAUGGCUUCCCUGAUUGCCCGCAAAUCCGUCUAUGCUCUUCGGGUUCGUCAGCUCGCUUUGGCAAUUCCAGCCCUGCAAGGCCCUGCCCGUGUUGCGACGAUAAACACCGAACGCACAUUUGCCACAAAACAAUCAUUCUCUACUGACAAAGAUGACCAAGAAAGACAGCAGCUAGCAAAGGAGAUAUCAAAAGAUUGGAGUUCUGUUUUUGAGCGGAGCGUAAAUACUUUAUUUCUCACUGAAAUGGUUCGUGGCAUGAUGCUGACGCUCAAAUACUUCUUUGACCCAAAAGUUACUAUUAACUAUCCUUUUGAGAAGGGUCCUCUGAGUCCACGCUUCCGUGGAGAACAUGCACUCCGACGUUAUCCAACUGGGGAGGAACGCUGCAUUGCUUGUAAACUGUGUGAAGCUAUUUGUCCUGCUCAAGCAAUUACCAUUGAAGCUGAGGAGCGAGAAGAUGGGAGCAGACGGACAACCAGGUAUGAUAUAGACAUGACCAAGUGCAUUUAUUGUGGUUUUUGCCAAGAAGCAUGCCCGGUUGAUGCCAUUGUUGAAGGGCCAAAUUUUGAAUUUGCCACUGAAACUCAUGAGGAACUUCUGUAUGACAAGGAAAAGCUACUAGAAAAUGGUGACAGGUGGGAAACUGAGAUUGCUGAGAAUCUCCGAUCUGAAAGCCUAUAUCGUUGAGUAGCAGGCAUUCUUCGCAUCUGCAGAAUAUGGACUUGGAUCUCUAUACUUUGGAACAGUGAGAUAAAGGAAUCCUUUCCUCUCAAGCACCUUUUGCAUUCAAUUUCUUGAUUCUUUAGCUUUUUCACAACAAUAUAGGAUGAGAAGGCUAGAAGAUGAAUAUUCAUAGUUGCUGCAUUCUUAACAUGCAGUGCAACUGAAAUUUUGCUUAAGAAGACACCAUUGCUAUUUGCGGGCAGCUAAAGAAAGCUUUUUGCUCAAAAGCUGGCUGACUAUGCUUUACAUGCUGAAUUAACCAGUCGAAGCUGUAAUUAUGUGCUCUUUGCUGGCAUGGCUUGACGAUGAAGCUCAUAUUGACCACUUAAUUCAGUCUUGUAUUCCACUAUUAGAUUCUGCUCUCCUUAUAUGCGUACUACCGUGACAGUAGCUGCUUGUCCAAGUGAUGGCUAGCAAAACUUGAAAACACAACUCAAGCAACACUUCCCUUAUGCAAGUACCAUUAAUCUAUCCAGGCGCGCAGCCACGCCCCAGCAGCUAUUAGCCCAUCAUCUUUUUAAAUAAUUGUUAGUCCAUCAACUUGACAGGGCUUGACUUUGGA
Molecule: messenger RNA, 1403 nt
Organism: Sesamum indicum (sesame)
Lineage: Eukaryota; Viridiplantae; Streptophyta; Magnoliopsida; Lamiales; Pedaliaceae
Product: NADH dehydrogenase [ubiquinone] iron-sulfur protein 8, mitochondrial
Biological process (GO): mitochondrial electron transport, NADH to ubiquinone; mitochondrial respiratory chain complex I assembly
Cellular component (GO): membrane; respiratory chain complex I
Molecular function (GO): 4 iron, 4 sulfur cluster binding; NADH dehydrogenase activity
Source: RefSeq, a predicted model, not a curated record